Molecule: messenger RNA, 4958 nt
Organism: Schistosoma bovis
Lineage: Eukaryota; Metazoa; Platyhelminthes; Trematoda; Strigeidida; Schistosomatidae
Source: the annotation of a GenBank genome assembly
GGGGUGAACGUGGUAAUGCCUUUCCGCUAUUUGCGUUUCCUAAUGUACGUGCUAUGUAUUUCGCCAUCACGUAAUACUGAUUCAUAUACCGAAAAAGUGGGCAUAGAAAAAUUAGUGGCCUGCAUCACUAAUUUGUAUUUUGAUGCAGUUCGAAAUGAAGCCUGACAUAUUACUGCCUUUUUCAUAUUACCGUAAGAACCAGCUUUGUGUAUUUCAAGUUGUUGUCGUAAACUGCAAAUUUCCUGCUGUCGUCGGGAUUUCGUCCUCAGACAAUGUUGAGAUCUCUGAUGAGAUGUUAUCCAAGUUCGGUCCAGACUUGCCUCGAAGAUUGACCGUUCAACUACCAACCCGAGUGAUUCCGGCCAAGUCAUUGAGAAUACAGAUUAUGACUCCGAUGGACCCGGUUCUUUUGCCUCUUUUGGAAAGUAGUCUGCAUUACAGGUUGCAGAUGUCACACACCAUGGUUGGAACAAAGCAGACUAUUCGAGCGCUUGGAGAUUACUUCAGUUUGCUAAUCGUCGAGGCCGUUUCAGUAUCUGGAGAAGCGUUCUCCAUUCAAAACACCAGGCAAACAAUUCUAAAGGAGGAUUAUGACUUUCAUCCACAUCUCAGCGACCUAAGUUUUCCCUCUGAGUCAUUCAACAACAGUGAUAAUCUUUGGUCAUGUGAACUUAUUCAGUCACUCACUGAUCAAUCUGUUUUUAAAAUUGGUUCUUCUACCAAGUUGAUCUUGGUCCAAGCUGAAGCUCCACUUAAUUUGUCAUUUGGGUUUGGAGGCUCUAAGAUUUCCAAGUUGAUACCAAAAGGCAAUUACAUGAAUAGUUACUUGUUUGGGUUGGACAUGGUUAGAGAUAUGAUUCUUGGCUAUCUCAGAAACUUCCUAUUAACAUGUGUUCAUGGAAAUGAAACUGUUUUUUCUUCCAAUAUAACGCCUGGGAUUAUCCUUUAUGGACUCCCUGGCUGUGGAAAACGUACAUUUCUUGAGGAUAUUGCCAAUGACCAAAUCCACUCAAUUUCAACAAAUGGGUCCUCGUAUGAAAAGCCAGUAUUCGUUACACUUACAUCUAAAUUGGUCACCGAGUUAACUAAUAAAUCUCAUCAUCAUGGCUAUCGCUGGCUGACGAACAUGGUUGGGCAAUUAGAUGUCAGUAACAGAAACUGUAUUCCUGUAGUUAUUUUAUGGCCUAACAUCGACAAGUGGAUCGAUAACGAUGAAAAUAUAGAUACUAAUACUCAUUCUACAGCUGAUACGGAUGCUGAAUCAAAAAUGAUUCCCAACAUUUUAGAAAGGUUUAUCGAAUCAAUCCAAUCGGUUAGCCAGAGUUUGGUUCACAGUCAAAAGUCAACAUGUCGAUUUUGCAUCCUAGCAACAGCCACUACGAUUGACAAAGUUUUUAGUGUUCAUGAAUGCAGGGAACUAUUUUAUAGACGUUUGUUAAUAUCACUCCCCGAUGCAAGUAAACGUUAUCAGAUUUUGUAUCACAAUAUCCAAGCGUGUUUGAGUCAUGGGACUAAUUCCAUGUCUAGUAGUGAAUCUCCUGACGGUUCCAUUGUGAAUAUUCAGUCAUGCGAGAUAACAGAUGAAAAUGAAAGUCUUAUUCAGGUUGCGGCUCGACUACAUGGUUAUACGCCCAAGGAUUUGGUUCGCUUGGUUCAUGUCAGCUACGCAACCUUCCUAUCCAAACAGAACGACAGUUCAAAAGAUUUUCCCAGAACCAGAAACUUUCAUCAAUCAUUGAAUUUGUUCUGUGAAAUUUUGAUGAAUGAAUCUUAUUCAUAUUUGCCGAUAAAUCUUUCUCAACAUAUAACCUCAGUGGAACCGUUAAGGUGGACUGAUAUUGGUGGAUAUCGUGAACUGAAGCUCAUAUUCAAAACUAUGAUACAGGAUCGUUUGGUUAGUGCUGCCAAACCCAAUAGCGUAGAUGCACAAGCGGACGCUGCUCUGCGUCUUCGUGUACCUCGUGGGAUAUUACUUCAUGGUCCUCCAGGUUGUUCCAAAACUAUGUUUGUGCGAGCUUUGGCUACUGAAUGUCAACUCCCGCUAAUCGCAGUUCAGGCAUCUAGAAUAUUUGGUCGUUAUGUUGGUGACAGUGAACGUAACAUGCGAAGAAUUCUUGUACAUGCUCGUGCUUCUGCUCCUGCUAUUUUAUUUAUUGAUGAAAUUGAUUUGUUGCUUCCUUCCCGAAAUUCAGGAGAAACAAGUGCAAGUGAACAUGUCUUAGGUGAAGUCCUAAUGGCUAUGGACGGAGUUGAAGGUCAAAAUGGACAAGUAAUUCUCGUAGCAGCAACUAACAGGAUGGAUAAUUUAGAUUCUGUGAGUAAUUAUUGUUUGAUCUAACUUUUUAAAAACAGCUUUCAUAACUGGCGGUUAUAAUCUGAAUAAACACUGGAAACAUGCGAGUAGUAAUCGAUCGUUUUGUCUUAGGCUGAAAUUCCUCAGCUAAAUGCGCUUACCCCACACAGGACUGAACUCACCUGAGGACCUUCAGGUUUCGUGUCCCACCAAACAUUUAUUAAUUUAGCAGAGAUCCAUUGUUUAUCAUUCCUCUACUUUUAACUGGACUAUAGUCAAAACGUAAUUUCCCAUGAAAAUUGCAUUUGGGAAUGCUAGAUCCACAGAAGUCACCUGGUAAAUAUCCCAAUUUUAUCUUGGGAACUUGAGUUUCUCAUUUUCAUGCCAAAAACUACCACUUUUAGCUGCAGUUUUAUUUCCCACUCAGAAAGACCUUAAAUGUCAUUGGUUCGUUCCCUUUUUUAGUACGCUAUUUUGUGACGCUUGUCAAGGACAUUUUUGUACUGUAUAUAUACGCAUGAGUUGUGGGCUUGUUUAUUCGUGCUUUCGACUGCUUGUGUAAUAUACAUUCCCCCAGCUUAAUCUGGUGUUCUCCCUCUAGUUAACAGGGAUGGGGUGCAGUGGAAUAGUUUAGCUUUUCCUGUUGUUGUGUUGCUGACUUUCGUUCCGUUCGUCGGCUUCAAGUGAUAUCGUAAUCUCUUCAAACGUAGCAGAUAAUUAUCAAGAUGUCCUAGUUAGAUUUAAAAGUGCAUUUUGUUACUGCUGACUUUCAAUGUCUGGGUAAGUGAAACUUGCACAUGUGAUUGGCACCUACAACAUUAAGAGAGAUAAUUCCAGUUGGAUUGAUAAUCAAGAUGUCUAGAGCAAAAGUGAGCAAACAAUUGUUGUCGAUUUCCUACAUGAUACAUAGUGACUUUCUCAAGCUUAUAAAACAAGUUUCGGUUAAUGAAAAGAUGUUUGAUAAGGCAAACGUUAAAAAGAUGCCUAAUAUUGACAAGGUAAUUACAUUUAUCUGAUUUCCCACCAAAAGCUAGUUAUAAACCUCGAAAACUGAUUUAACAUGUACAUCAACCUUAUUUAGAGAAACGUGUCACAUUUAAUCAGUAUAGGAGUACAAGCAAAGAGUAAAUAGGUGUGAUCACUUGGCAUCUGCUGUGAAUUUUAGCCUUGCGAUAUCAAGUAUCGUGUAAAUUUAAUCCUGAUACAUAAUUGUAUAGAAAUGCCGAAUUGAUUGAUAAAAUAGUCUUCUGAGAUGGUUAGAAUGUAUUUCACACAUCCCCAGUCACCACCCUUCAACACGCAUUACUGUCUGAAACAGGAGUUAGGAAUGGUAAAAAACAAUUCAUGAAGCAAUCGGCCAAUAUUGAUCUGUCGUGCUGGGAAAUGUAGAAUUCUUUGUUGAGGUUUGGAAUAAUUGUAAUAUAUAUAGUUGGAGUUCGGUUAAAAAUUAACUCAUUCAUCAUGUACCUGAAUAUAAGCGACACUCUAAGUAUGAAAGCUAAUGAUGACGUCAGUUUGCUUAAACUGAAGUAGAUGAACGGGGAUUCAGACCAGGUUCUUGGUGGCUGGAAGUUAAACACCAUAACCUCUAGGUCUACUGCUCUACGUCAUUCAAACCAGUUGUAUACCGUUCACUCCAGUUGAUGUCAUUACCUCGAUUCGAUUACAUUAUCUCUUGAUCACUUCCUCUUUUUCUGGACAUACGUAAGUCGUGGCCAACUGAAUCGAAUUAUUCUUAAAUUAGGUUCAGUGAUUUAUUUUCUGCAUUCGUACAUAUUUUCACAUCUGUUUGCAAAAAGAAUUACAAUUAUUCUUUGUUCGUUAUCUUCAGCUUACUAGGAAUAACUUUUUAUGCUUUUCUCCCAGGCUUUAAGUCGCGCUGGUCGUUUUGAUUUAGUCAUUGAAGUAUCACCACCUGAUGCAGAAGCUCGGACAGAUAUUCUACGUUUAGAAUUAUCAAAACGUGCACUAAAAGAUAAAUCAUUAUUAAAUUCUAAAUGGUUAAAUUUAUUCGCUACAAAUCAAUUGAAUAAUUAUACAGGAGCAGAAGUUGUCCAAGUAGUUCAACAUGCUGCUCAAAGUGCUCGUCAAGAUAAUUCUAAUCAAAUAUCUAAAAAACAUCUUCUACAUGCUCAAAUUCUUUUGCCUCCUCGUUCACUUUCAAAUUAUUUCUCUCAAAGAAAAAUAAUAAACAACCAGGUGACUAUGUCAACCAAUAAUAAUUUGUUAUCAAUUCGUCAUAAAAUUUUAAUUUUUCCAGUUUUAAUUCUAUGUAUUGCUAUUACUUUUCAACUGGUUUAUAUCAACAAUAUAUCUAAAGUUAUAUGAAAAGAUGUACUUUAUUUCUGAAGAUAUUCAUAGUGUUUGAUCAACUCAGAUGUUGUUUUUUCCCUGUGAUUACACGGGUGUCAUAUUCUCUUUUUUUAAUAUUUUGAAAUAUAUUUGUACAUUUUUAUUAUAGGACAAUAACGCUAUGAGAAUUCUGCCAUAUAUUCCUAUUAUGUACUACAAGUAUAGGAAAAUGACUUGUUCAUUAUUUUUUUUACAAAAUUUUAUCUGUAUGGUUUGCCUGCGAUCAACUUAUUUUGAAGUCGAUCCUUUAGAGAGUGCUGCAAAAAUGUACAUAUCAAUGAAUUAGCUACGUACAAGUAUAUAUCCAUUUUAG